CAUUAGUGCAAAGAGAAUACAAUCACUACAUCACUACGUUUUAUUGUAUAUCGGUGUAUUUGGUUGUUUGCAUGAUCGCAUGUAAUGUUCACGAUGUCUCACAAGCCGCCCUUGUUACCAAAAAAAACGGAGGCGUGCGGCGACGUGCGGCCACUUCUGUCGGAGGUGUUCCGCCACCAGCCGCCGCCGCCGUCGCACGAGUCUGCACAACACCGGAGCGCACAGGGGAACGACACCGAAAAGCAGAUUCCCCAAAAGUUACCAGUAAAUUCAUUACAAAUAACGGAAAUUAGAAAUCAUGAAGAUACAUUGAGAAGUGAGUACGGCAAGCAGAUGAGUCACAGGGCGCGCGCCGCAGAUUACGAGCUGUCGUACUGCGGCCCGUCGCCGCCGCUGCUCUGCGCACUUACACCCGAGGAUGCAGAAAUAACGAUGAUACGGAGACAAGAUUUGAUGCCGACAACUUUAGAAAAUACCGAUCGGCUGCAAUGUCAUUGGCUGAUGUCGACGAAUUCCGGCGACACUUGCGCCGACGUAACCCAGUCCGAAGAUUUAAAUUUACCACCAGAUGAUGAUGUCUUGUCUCCCAAAGAUUUAUCAAUCCAAUCCGUAAGGUGCGACGAGACGACGGGCUCCUUGCCGGCGGCGCCACGCCCCCCGCGCCCUCCGCGCCCGCCGCGUGCCUCGCGCCCGCCGCCCUGCUGCGUCGUCUGCGAGCCCGCAACACUCUAUUUUGUGAACUUCACAGUGGGACACGAUCAUGUGCAAAGCGUGCGCGUGGUGAACACGUCGCGGCACGCGGUGCGCCUCGCGCUGCGGCCGCCCGCGAGCCCCGCCCUGCGGCUGGCGCUGCCGGUGGGGCUCUCCCGCGGCCUCGCGCUCUCCUCGGGCGCCGCGCUCCACCUGCGAGUGCAUUUCAAGCCCAGAGACGUGCGCGCGUUCCGCGACGAGGUGCUGGUACGCGCGACGCGGGGCGCGCCCGCGGCCGUGCUCGUGCUCUGCUACCUGGAGCCGCCGCUACUCGACGUGAUAGUUCCGCGGGCGGAGUUGGGCGAGGCGUGGGGCGGGCUGGGCGCGCACGCAGCGCCGCCAGCGCGCAGCCCCGUGCUGGACCUGGGCGCGCGGCUGGCGGGCGCGCCGCACCGCGUGCCGCUGCGCCUGGCCUGCGCUGCGCAUCAUGCCGCCUUCUACGUCAUGACCGAGGACGCCUGGUGCGCCUUCACCCUCGACGAGGAGGCGAUACGAACGGGCUACGUGGUGUCGGGCGCGUUCAGCGUCGGUCCGGUUUACUGGGCGGGCAGUGCGAGCGGCGGGCUGGUGGCGCACCGCGCGCCCACGCCGGGCCUGCGCUCGGCCGCGCUACGCCUGCUCUGCUCCACGGCCGUAGUGCGCCCACUCACCAUCAUCGCCGACUCUAUUAUGUUCAACACCGACCACAUCACGCUUCAAACUCCUGAGAAGGAGUACGACAUCAUGCUGGAGGGGGACCCCGCGUGCCCCUAUUACGUGCACCUCGGCAGCGCCUUCCCCGAGCGCCCGCUCGCUGCCACUGUGCACCUGCUCAAUCACAGCGCAGUGCCGUACUCGUACUACUGGAGCGUCCGACCUUGGGACAAGACGUUGCUUUUGGCAGAGAAACAGCAUUCUGAAUUUUUUUCAGAAGUCACUGAGAGCGAUGUGACGUCUCUGCACACGGAGUCCGUGGGCAGUAUCCGCGUGGAGCCGGUGCGCGGCGUGGCGGGCGCGCGCGGCGUGAGCGCGGUGCACGUGUGCGCCCCGCGCGCCGGCGCCGACUGCGGCCUGCACCGCCUCGCGCUCAUGCUCAUUUUGACCGAUAUCCCUCGGGAAAGUUUAGGACCAGAAUAUGACAACAUCAUACUUAGCACCAAAACAGUAGAGGAAGAGGAAAUUCCUGGCCUUUGUGAGGCGUGGUCACGCACGGUGUGCGAGGUGCUGGUGACGCAGCUGGAGGUGUGGUGGGAGGUGGUUCCGCUGCGCUUCGUAUUGCAUCCGCCUGUGCUACACCUCACACACACCAAGAGGGUGAGCUCGGUGGAGCUGGAGAUGGAGGUGACGCAGCUGCACGCGGGCGGCGAGUUUACAGUGGCGUGGGCGCGGCUGCAGGUGACGCUGCGCGCGGCGAGGGCGAGCGCGCGGCGCGUGCGUGCCUACCGCGCGACCGUGCGCCACGCAGCCUCGCCCCUCUACCUGCUGGUCGACACCGCAGUUGACGGAAGAAAAGUUAGCAUCGACAUCCCUACGGGCGACGAUGUCACAUCUGUGGUGACCGUCACUAGGAGUGAAGUAAGCAAACCAAUUGCAUAA
Papilio polytes (common Mormon) is the source of this 2325-nucleotide messenger RNA. RefSeq lists its product as uncharacterized. The transcript has 17 exons. The coding region runs from base 85 to 2325 and encodes 746 amino acids. The record is from RefSeq and is a predicted model, not a curated record. NCBI's taxonomy places the organism in Eukaryota, Metazoa, Arthropoda, Insecta, Lepidoptera, Papilionidae. Gene Ontology annotation, biological process: negative regulation of cell population proliferation.